This is a messenger RNA of Paraphaeosphaeria sporulosa, 1907 nucleotides long. RefSeq lists its product as uncharacterized. The record is from RefSeq and is a predicted model, not a curated record. The transcript is spliced from 9 exons. Gene Ontology annotation, biological process: protein folding. NCBI's taxonomy places the organism in Eukaryota, Fungi, Ascomycota, Dothideomycetes, Pleosporales, Didymosphaeriaceae. Bases 118 to 1764 code for a protein of 548 amino acids. Gene Ontology annotation, cellular component: chaperonin-containing T-complex. Gene Ontology annotation, molecular function: ATP binding; ATP-dependent protein folding chaperone; ATP hydrolysis activity.
CACGGCGUUACCCCACCAAGACGUCCGUUCACCGCCCCUCUUUUGUUUCUCAUACUCUAGGAACUUGAAAACUACACACCCUAGCGGAAAAGGACUUUCGUCCGGAGCUCUGUCAAGAUGGCGAUGCAACUGGACAUGUCGAAUGCCCAGGUGAUGAAGGAUGAGUCGGGACGGCCGUUUAUUAUUGUGAGAGACCAAGGCAAGAAGAAGAGGCAACACGGCAACGAAGCGGUCAAGUCACAUAUCCUGGCCGCGCGGACUGUAGCCAACAUUGUGAAGACAUCUUUGGGACCCCGAGGACUGGACAAGAUCUUGAUUUCGCCCGACGGCGACAUCACCGUGACCAACGACGGCGCCACCAUUCUGUCGCAGAUGGAAAUCUCCAACCACGUCGCGAAGCUGCUCGUUGAGCUCUCAAAAUCACAAGAUGACGAGAUCGGCGACGGUACGACGGGUGUAGUGGUGCUUGCAGGCGCGCUCCUGGAGCAAGCGGCGGACCUCAUUGACAAGGGCAUCCACCCGAUUCGGAUAGCGGAUGGCUACGACCAGGCCUGCGAGGUCGCCGUUGCAAAGCUCGACGAGAUCAGUGACGAGAUCAAGUUCUCCAAGGAAAACACAGAGGAGUUGUUCAAGGUCGCCAAGACGAGUCUGGGCAGCAAGAUUGUGUCAAAAGCACACGACCACUUCGCCAAGAUUGCCGUUGAUGCCGUGUUGUCUGUCGCGGAUUUGUCCCGGAAGGACGUUGAUUUCGAGCUCAUCAAGGUCGACGGUAAAGUCGGAGGAGCGCUGGAGGACACACUACUUGUCCAGGGUGUCAUAAUAGACAAGGACUUCUCCCACCCGCAAAUGCCGGACGAGGUCAAGGACGCGAAGCUUGCCAUCCUCACAUGCGCUUUCGAGCCCCCGAAGCCCAAGACGAAGCACAAGCUGGACAUCACGUCCGUCGAGGAGUUCAAGAAGCUACAGACGUACGAAUCCGACAAGUUCACCGAAAUGAUAAAGCAGAUCAAAGAUACCGGCGCCAACGUGGUCAUUUGCCAAUGGGGAUUCGACGACGAGGCCAACCACUUGCUCCUUACCAACAAACUACCCGCUGUCCGGUGGGUAGGAGGCCCUGAGAUUGAGCUGAUCGCAAUCGCUACAAACGGCCGAAUAGUGCCCAGGUUUGAGGACCUGAGCGCGGAGAAGCUGGGCAAAGCGGGUGUUGUCCGGGAACUAACGUUCGGAACGACCCGCGACAAGAUGUUGGUCAUCGAAGAAUGUGCAAACACUCGUGCGGUGACAGUCUUUGUCCGUGGUAGCAAUAAGAUGAUCAUUGAUGAAGCGAAACGAUCAUUGCACGACGCUCUCUGUGUUGUCCGAAACCUAGUCAGAGAUAGCCGUAUCGUAUAUGGUGGCGGUGCGGCCGAGAUUGCCUGUUCGCUCGCUGUGGAGGAUGCUGCCGUCAAGAGCCCCGGUCUCGAGCAAUACGCAAUGCGCGCGUUUGCCGAUGCGCUCGAUUGUGUACCCAUGGCACUGGCCGAGAACUCUGGUCUCAGUCCGAUCGAAACACUUGCAAACAUCAAGUCGCGCCAAGCCAAGGAGAACAACUCUAGGUUAGGUGUUGACUGUAUGCAAACCGGAAGCAACGACAUGAAGGAGCAUUUUGUGAUCGAUCCUCUGAUCUCCAAGAGGCAACAGUUACUCCUCGCAACACAACUGUGCAGGAUGGUACUCAAGGUCAAUAAUGUGAUCAUCGCGGGCAGCGACGACCAAGAGUUCUAGACGCGCGGCUGCGGCGGUCGAGGGACGCAGGGCCACGUGGGAGGGGGACGAAGGACGUAGGCGCGGCACAAGCGCUCCGCCGAUUGUAUAACGCCCUAUACCAUAUAGACGGCCACAGUAAUUGAAAAGAAAUGUCAAGGCAC